GCUUCCCCCACAGCACAUUCCUGUACGACCCCCGAGUCGAGCUGCAGCUUCAUGACCAGGCUGAACGUGUGACGAUACCUUCGCUGCUUGGACAUUUCAGGAAUUUUAUGCAGCAUCUGCAAUCGAAUACCUCUCUGCUGAUCAUCAGCCUAGGCUACGCUAGCGCCGCGUUGUUUGCGCGCGCACAAGAUAUUAAAUCAUGCGCCUGGAGCAAGCAUUCGCAAUAUAUUGACACCGUCUAAUUGUCUGUUGAGGGUUGAGCAGAGCUAUUUAGCGCCAGCCAAACCCUCCCACACUCACUGCGCAUCACGACACCAUGGCCGGUCUCGAGGAUGAUGACCCCUCCACCAUUGACUCGGAAUUUAUAGAAAAAUCCCACCUCACCUAUGCCGUCCCUCUCUCAUCAUCGCCAGACCUCGCAGAAGUGCUGAAACAGAGCAGCAGUAAAGGCUCCACGUCGUCGUCUUUCAAGUCACUCGAACAAAGGGAAUUCCUGUUCUUUGAUGAAUCCAUCCAUGUCUAUCUCAUACUACGAACCCCACGAUGCGAUGAGGAAUACCUGCGGCCACUGCUGGCCCGCAUCUCCCUGUCACUCGAGGCAUAUGUCGUGAACAGCAACGCUCUGGAUCGGGACCACAGUCCACCGGCUAGCGAAAUAAUCUUCAGUGAUGAUGCUGUUGAGCGAACUCUCGAGGCAGGAAAAGCCGACAAUGCCACCGAGUCCGAGCGAGGCGAUAACUUGCCGGUAAUCCUACACGACGAGAGUGAGGAGGAAGCCAAGGAGCGGUAUAGCUUCGCGAUAUGGAAGGUCCCGGUGCUCAUGUCGAGGCCACGCAUCAGACUGCAAAGCCCCACCAUUGUGUUUGCGGCGGCAGCGCACCUGCGUGCUCAUGUGACAGCAGAUGAGAACGGCGCAGAUGUCGAGGACAGUGAUGGUGGCAUAGUCAGGAAUGGCUACCUCCAGAGCCGGGCGCCGGUGGGGCUCAACCUGCUCGAGCCCUUUGCCCAUGAUCCUGCCCUCCACGGAUUCAAACCGAGACUAUCCGCUCAACGUGUCUCGCUCGUGGUCCCAGUCACCCAGAGCAAGGACUUUCGGCAACCCAUCAGGAGCCUCCAGAAUCUGAGCUUCAGGGUGGUGGCGGCGGUGCAUACGCGGGUAAAGUUUGCGCGGCCAAAUGCUCUGCCAGCCAGCUCAACAGUGAUCGCCAUGCUCGAGUUGGACUUUACGCCAUAUUUCGAUUGUGAAACCGUCCUUACCAACAUCUCGCUCAACCUACCCUCGGGUGUCGUCACCGACAUGAAUAGCGACUCGGGCCUGAAGCUGCCCUUGAGCUGCGUCGCCCACGACCACGUGACAUUCCUGUAUCGUCUCGCGCCCACCGAGCACGACCAGCUCCUCGAAGGCGCCCCAGUGGCCGUGACUGUGCCCGGGACCCCGCGGGCUUCCAUGGCCCCCGCCGCGCGGGAUCUCGACAUAUCCAUCGAGGUCAAGGCCCUGAUCCGCCCUGGCGAGUGCACUCCUCGCCUGAAAAUGGCCUGGAGCACCCCGGUGGACUUCACUCCGCCCGUGAACCCCGGGUUCGGCGCGUCCUCCAUGGCACCACCUCUGCAGCGAGCCCACCGCCCCUCUCAGCUGUCUAUCGACGGCGCUGCGUCCAUGGUCAACCCGGCCGUGGCCCGCCCAGACUCCCUCCCCGGCCUCGAGGCUGCCACUCAGCGCAACGUCGAGACCACGAUACCCGACUUCGGCAUCACCAUCACCUUUUCCGGCCCGAAAAAGCCUGCGCGCGUAGGCGAGGAGUUUUGCUGGUCCGUCUUCGUCGUCAACCGCUCCGGCACCUCGGCGCUGCCCAUCUCCAACGCUCCGCCCGUCUCGCGCAAGCUCGCCCUGCGCGUCAUCCCCAAGCGCCGCCGUACCAACGACGUACGCGUCGUCCGGCCCCCGACCAGGCGGCAGCAGCCCGCGGCGGCCAAGGGGAAGAAGGACCCAGCCGCCAGGGAGCAGGAGCUGAUUGCCGACGCGGUCGUCGACGAGAACAUGGUGCACGCCAUGCACCGCAGCUCCCUGGUCGAGGGCUACGAUGUCCUUUGCCUCAGCGCCGACGCCCGGGUCGGUCCGCUGGCGCCGGGCGCUUGUCACGUCGUGGACCUGCGCUUUGUGGCGUUGAGGGCGGGGACUCUGGCCAUCGAGGCCGUCAGGGUCGUGGACAUGGUCUCCCAGGAGCAUGUCGACGUCAGGGAGCUUCCUACCAUCCAUGUGGAACCGGAUCUGGCAGGGUCUUGAAUAGGGAGCUUGCCCUGAUGCGAACAUCGGGUGUUAGGUUUAAAGAGACUAGAUGGAACGACUUUAUUAUAAAUAGAUUGGCACUUUGCCCACGUUCAUGCCAACAAAUCGUAACGAUGCAGACCCUCACAGGCACUGGUGCUUCUUCGUUGUUUUUCUACCCAGUCAACAGCGACUGAGUCCGGAUGGUAUCAAAGUGUUUCUGACGCGCUUCCAAGGCUGAUCACAAAUACUAUCUACCCAAGCCAAGUGAAUGCAAAACCAUCAGGCAUAAGAAGACUACAUCGUUAAAACAUGCUUUGAUAAUUUCGUGGACGAUCGAAUCGCUGCACAAACGCCGCAUAUGCUUUCGAAACCCAACCAAGAGACUAUUAAGUAAACAUAUCCUCUUUAGAAGGUUGCGUCGGACGGAACAUCCUAUUCGCAACCGUCUCAUAACACAUACCCAAUUAUCAUAAAAGUUCAUCCAAGUCGUCGUCCCAGCCCAGCUGCUGGUAUAUCGAUUUUGGUUUGGUAGAGCCCCCAGCUGCAGGCCCUUCAGUUUCUUUUGCAAGACCGACACUAGCGUCUGCAGAAAUGCGUCUUCGGGCUGGUGACAGGAAAACCAGGUGAGCAGGCUGGUGAGGCUUGAUCCCAGCUCGGCCACCCGACAUCAACAGAGCCGGUUGGCAUGGAGAGGGUGACUCGUCUAUCAACAUAUUCCGCGCCUUCUUGACAGGGGUUUCCAGCAACGACCCCGACCGGGGAUGUUGCCGUUGUGUGGUCGACAUCCGGUCCUUGCCUGACGGCGUAGUAGCCACGGCCACUACUAGAGGAUCGUCGUUGACGCCUGUAAGCCCCGGAGCGGUAAGCAAGGGCUGGUGUGGCGAGGAUGCUGGCACAAGAUCUGACAUGCCAGUGGGUUGCAACAAGUCCCGAGCGAAAGGAGCAGGCUGCGAUUUGGUCUUUUGCCGCCACUCAGACGAUUGUUGCAUUUGUGGCCGCGGUGCAACCUUCCUUGCCUGCAAUGGCGAUGAAUUUGGCACGGCAUCCCGUUGUCUUGGGGUCUGGCUCGGCGAUGGUGUGUUGGCCACAUGACGGGGUGUUGCACCAACCUGGGCCGGUUCUUC
Molecule: messenger RNA, 3393 nt
Organism: Pyricularia oryzae 70-15
Lineage: Eukaryota; Fungi; Ascomycota; Sordariomycetes; Magnaporthales; Pyriculariaceae
Exons: 2
Coding region: 317-2284 (655 amino acids)
Biological process (GO): intra-Golgi vesicle-mediated transport
Cellular component (GO): trans-Golgi network; TRAPPII protein complex
Source: RefSeq, a predicted model, not a curated record